ACGGUGCUGCUACAAAUAGGGAUCUCGAUUGGCAUAAUGGCAUCGUUCAUGGCAAGGCAAGCCGAAGUGAGCAAAGUCAGACAUGGCUUAGAAGAUGAGCUUGAGAUGAAAGACUCGUUGAUUGUGAAGGAAAGGGCAGCUGAGAAUUCAGAGUCUAUAAGUAAUAUUGAAGCUGAGCUUGAAGCUGAACUUGAAAGGCUAGAAAUUAACAUGAACAUCUCCAACAUUGAGAUGGAGCCGGAUUUGGAGGUAGAAUUUGCACAAGGUGAACUGAUAGCUGACCGGGUUAGAGGAAAGCGUGAGUCCAACCAAGAUCCAAGUGGUAACUCCACACCAGAGUCAGGAAACUAUGCUGUCUCACCUCGGGAGUUGAGCUUGCGGUUGCAUAAAGUUAUCAACUCACGUCUUGAGAAACGGAUUACAGAGCUGGAGACUGCACUCCAAGAGAGCCAGAGGAAGGUGGAUCAGCUGGUCAUGGAAUCAGAAAGCAAGAAGAGUUCAUGGUCCAGAGUAUGGGAAGCCCGUGAAGUGAUGACAUAUAAGAGUGACUCGAUUGGUAUAGAACAAACCAAGACUAACCUUACUGGGAUGCAACCACUGGUUAUGAACUUAACAGGUGAAGCACUUGAUGCGUUCAAUGAAUCUUACGAUGAGUUGAUGAACAUAAACGAUGACUCUGAAGAGGAUGAGUCACCACUGGAGGAGAUGCAAGAGAGCGAGCUUCACCAUGAAGAUUUAUCUUCCACCUCGCCUUGGAGCCACCAUCAUCAGGAUGAUUACAAGGUUCAGGAGCAGGAGCUGCUAGAUUUUAUUGGUUUGGAAGAACAAGAUGAAGAAAGCAGUGACUUUGAGAGUGAAAUGGAGAAGCAACUGAUAAAGCAGAUUGUUGAGAAAACAAAACAAGGGUCUCCUGUUGUGUUGAAUGCUCAGAAGAUGCUUUUUCUCAUGGAAGAAUCAGAACAAAAUCUAGAAAAGUAGAGCCACAUUUAGAGUAUCUUGAAUAUUCAAGUCUGGUUGAUGUAGUUACUUGCAUAUGAAAAAAAAACAUGAAAUUUUCUCAUAUCAGACCACAAUCAAAGCCUGAAACAAAGCUCAUAUUUUCUGUGUUAA
Raphanus sativus (radish) is the source of this 1110-nucleotide messenger RNA. RefSeq lists its product as uncharacterized. The transcript is spliced from 2 exons. The annotation marks the transcript as partial. The record is from RefSeq and is a predicted model, not a curated record. NCBI's taxonomy places the organism in Eukaryota, Viridiplantae, Streptophyta, Magnoliopsida, Brassicales, Brassicaceae. Gene Ontology annotation, biological process: asymmetric cell division.